Molecule: messenger RNA, 984 nt
Organism: Drosophila melanogaster (fruit fly)
Lineage: Eukaryota; Metazoa; Arthropoda; Insecta; Diptera; Drosophilidae
Exons: 1
Coding region: 82-957 (291 amino acids)
Molecular function (GO): nucleic acid binding; RNA binding
Source: RefSeq, marked reviewed
AACAUUCCCAGUUUUCAAGGAAAAUACACCCACGUUCUCAUUAUAUCAAUAAUACAUAUAUUCUUUAUUUGUUGGUAACUGAUGGCAAAGAUGUCCAAGUCAUCGCGUAGCUUCAAGCUGCCACCAGUCAGCUCCUCUUCCGUGUCCUCGGUCUCCGGCAGCGAAUCCGGGCAAGGAUUGGAAGACAUGUUGCACGUGACAAAGGUGCGAACUUCCCAGGUGGACAACGCAGAGCUUUUCAUGUACGGCGACGGGCCCAAAAAAUCGAAUUCAGAUCUGCAGAAAAAGGUCAGUACACCCGAUCCGGAAGAGGAGGUGUCAAUGGAACCACCAUUUGUGGCAUUGGUCAGCAAUUUGCCAAUGGAGUGCACUGAAGGCGAGUUGCGGAAAGUGUUCACCAGUUUUUCGAUCCGUUCUCUAACCAUUCCGAAGAAGGGAAAGCGACCCAAGGGAUUUGCGUAUGUGGAAAUGGAUUCCCGCGAGGAUCUCGUUCGUCUGCUCAAAAUGGAUAAGCUUAAGUGCCGUGGUCGUUGUCUUAUGGCCAAAAUAGGCCAAUUGCCACCCGAACCACCGACAAAGGCAGCUGGAGAUGGCUUUUCAUUAUUUACUUGUUCAGGCAGGCAAUUUGAUAUAAACUCUAGCCAUUAUUCGGCCAGUGUCAGUGAUCUCAGCACCAUCGAUUCGCCAAUCUCUGCGAGGAACUCACCAUUUCCUUCGGAAAGUGAGUCGUCCUUUUUCGGCAGGGAUAAUCCUAUAAAAAGAAUUCCUAGUAGCACUGAGGAAGUGGAACGCCGUAUGCAAAUUCGUCUUCAGAAACUAGCCGAAUUCGAAAAUUCUGAAUCGGAGAGAAUUAAGAGUGAAUGCGAGGAUGAUCCGGAUGCCUUCAUGUCCUGGAGCGAUGCCCUAGACGAGAUUAGAAAAUCUGAAACUGAUUCCUCAAAUCAUACUGAAUCCUAGCAAUAAAAGCAUGAUAAUUGAAUGUUC